AUGGGGAGCUUGGCUAAGCCAGACACCAAGUCUACACAUCUCGUCCCCAUCAUCGACAUAUCACCGUUUCUCGGCGACCCAAAGUCUGCAGAGGCUGGGGCAGUGAUCGAAGCCGUCCGGCAAGCCUGCACAACGAGCGGGUUCUUCGCCAUCACCGGCCAUGGACUGUCUGAAUCCUUGCAGCAAAACCUGCUGGCAGCAUCACAGAGAUUCUUCUCCUUGGACUUGGCGGAGAAGAAGAAACUAGACGCCGCACAAACUGUCGGCCGGCGAGGCUACGAUGUGCUCGCCACUCAAUCAUACCAUGCCAACGUCCGGCCCGAUCUCAAAGAGGGCUUCUACAUCGGUCACGACCUGCCGGCAGAAGACCCUCAGGUACAGGCAGGACGGUUCUUCAUGGGCCCGAACGUAUGGCCGGACGGGUCGGUGCUUCCUGCCGAUCAGUUCAGGGCGCCCGUCGAAGCGUACUUCAACGCAGUACACGCGCUGAGCUUGAAGGUUCUGAAGCUGGUGGCGUGCACGCUGCCUCAUGGUGCCGGAGUCUUUGACGAGUUCACCGCCGGCGACCACACAGUGACCGUAUUGCGGCUUUUGCACUACCCGCCAGCACUGCCAGGGGUCGCAAGCCGAAGCCAACAACGGCCGCAGCAGCAACAGUUAGGUGCGGGAGCACACACUGACUUUGGCGCGAUCACGUUGCUGCUCCAGGACGAUCAUGCAGGACUGGAGGUACUGGACCCGAAAACUGAUGCAUUCGUGCCGGUGGAUCCAAUCCCAAGUGCGCUCGUGUUCAAUGUGGGCGACAUGCUCUCUGUCUGGACGGACGGACAGUACAAGAGCAGUGUGCAUCGAGUGAUCAACAAGGCACCGACCGAUCGCUAUUCGGCAGCCUUUUUCUACGAUGGCGCUCUAAAUUGUCCGUUGACACCGCUGCAUCAGGGUGGAAAGGUUGACGAGGGCCAGGAUGUGCUGACGGUGGAAAAGCAUCUGUUGAGACGGAUCACGGAGAGUUAUGGGCAGACUGGCAAGAAGUGA
Capronia coronata CBS 617.96 is the source of this 1035-nucleotide messenger RNA. RefSeq lists its product as uncharacterized. The transcript has a single exon. The coding region runs from base 1 to 1035 and encodes 344 amino acids. NCBI's taxonomy places the organism in Eukaryota, Fungi, Ascomycota, Eurotiomycetes, Chaetothyriales, Herpotrichiellaceae. The record is from RefSeq and is a predicted model, not a curated record. Gene Ontology annotation, molecular function: dioxygenase activity.